AAAAAAGAUUGUAGUUUCAAAGAUUCAUGCUUUGAUAGUCAGUGAGUCACAAACAAUAAAGCUUCCUACUUUUCUGAAGCUUCCCCACGAGCGAAAGAAGACGAGACAACACGUGGCUCACGAGGAGGCUUCCCUCACUUGCACGCACAACCUUUCUCUGCAAUUCCAUGGAGCCUGCGGUGACGGCGACGACUUCCUCUUUCGGUGGGUCUUCUCGACUCGCCGCCUUGGCCCAGCAACUGCGCCUGUACAAGCCGCCGCCUUCUUCUUCGUUCGACGACGCCGAGGAGACGCAGGCAGAUCAGGAGACCGCCGGGAAAGUGGUUUCGCAGGUUGGGUUACAGGAAUCUAUGGCUCCGAUUCUGAAAGACCCUGAGAGGUUCAAACCGAAGAGAGCGGCUGUUUUGAUCUGUAUCUUCGAAGGAGACGAUGGAGAUUUGCGCGUCAUCCUCACUAAGAGGUCUUCUAGAUUGUCUACUCACUCGGGAGAAGUUUCACUGCCAGGUGGUAAAGCGGAGGAGGAUGAUAAAGAUGAUGGGAUGACUGCAACUAGAGAGGCCGAGGAAGAGAUUGGAUUAGACCCUUCGCUUGUUGAUGUUGUCACUUCUCUCGAACCAUUUCUGUCCAAGCAUCUCCUUAGAGUCAUUCCUGUGAUAGGAAUCUUGAGGGACAAAAAAACAUUCAAUCCGACACCAAAUCCUGCGGAAGUGGAAGCUGUGUUUGAUGCACCCUUGGAAAUGUUCCUUAAGGAUGAGAACCGGAGAUCUGAAGAGAGAGAGUGGAUGGGCGAAAAGUAUUUGAUCCACUACUUUGACUACAGAACAGGAGAUAAAGAUUAUAUGAUAUGGGGUUUAACUGCUGGGAUUUUGAUCAGAGCUGCAUCUGUGACUUAUCAAAGACCACCUGCUUUCAUCGAGCAGUGCCCUAAGUUUAAGUACCCUAAAAUGGUAGAAAAACAUACUUGUAUGCCUUAAUGAACAUAAUUUUUCGAAUGAUGUUUUCCUAGAUUGGUCUUCUUCCGCUAGAAAAUCAACUAAAAGACAAUGACACUCCGUACAACUGAUUCUGUACCAGUGAAUCAAGAACUAGGCUACUUGCUUAUAUAUAUUUAUGUAGACGCAGAAGCCAAUGAGGAGAUAAUUGGAGGGGUGUCUGUCUUUCAUGAUCUCGAGAACAGUUGGCUGGUUCUGGUUUUAGGCAAACAUGACCCUCAAUCGUGGAUUUGGUGGAGAACUCAGACUCACCUUCAAACGCUCAUUUUCCAUUAUAGAACGUGUGCUGAAUAUAUUUGUAUCCUGAGCGCAUUUGAAAACAAAUUGGUCUCAUGAACCUUAUGAUAUGAUUUUUAUUAGCUGUAUUAAUAGCCGUUAUUUCAAAUUCACACAUCAGUUACACUGUUAUCUCUGGAAUAGAUUUGUUGUGUUUCAGUGGUUAAUUCAGUUAGGAUUACUUAUUGCCGAGUAGAUUAACCAUUUCUUUGUAUUGAGACCUCUUUUCCUGUUAUUGCAUGCUUUUGGUUUUAUCUGGUUCUCCACUGGCAGUUUAUUUGUCUGUGACUGGCUUCGAUCCAUGCAUGAAUCGGAAGGAUCUACCUAAACAAAUCCCACUAUAGACUUGUUCUAAAGGCAGGAAUUUGCACUGACUACUCAUUCUAAAGGCAGGAACUCGAUCCUUAUCCUAUUCUUGCUGCUCAUUAGUGGAGAAUCCGACAGUGUACAUCACUUACUUAACAGAAUGUUUACGCGCAAGAUGCAUUUUAUGAUGAGGCUGGCAACCUAAUGUUACGCUCAAUCUUGAAAAAAUUGGCAGCUUACAAAAGGUUACGGUCUUCACUAUAUGAAAUUACAGGUUAGAAAGACUUACCUAUUGAUAUUGGACGUGAGACAGCGGUAUGUUUUUAUAUGUUAUUUCUUUGCAUGAUGCACUAAUAAUGAAACUGUAAGGCUGUUUCUGAAAUGAAAGUGAGAGUUGUGGUCUGUAGUUUGAACAAGGUCUGCGAAGAAUCUGUGGUUAAAAAUCAAGGUUAAUUUUCUAAGAAACAUUUUAGCUGGCAUUUAGAUCAUAUGUUUUACAAAAAGUCAAUGGGGGCAUUCCGAAAAUCGAACUCGGGACCUCUCGCACCCAAAGCGAGAAUCAUACCACUAGACCAAAUGCCCUGUUGUUUACUAUUUAAGUUAACAUGUUGAAGAUUUGGUCAUGUAUUGAUCUCGUUCCCUUUGUUGACUUUUACUAAACAAAUAGUUUAGUCUUAGUUGGAUCUAAUCUAUGAGAUCUCUUUUAACUGAAAUGUUUACUUGCUUGUUUUGUUAGUAAUGGAUUUGGGCGAUGCUUCUUAUCUAGUGCUUCCACAAUGCUUAGUGUCAAAAGUCAAAUACAUAUGUUCAUGUUUGAGAACUGAAGCUAGAAUUGUAUUGUUAAUUUGAUUGGUAUGGCGUAUUAAUCAACCCAUACCCUAUACGAAUCCAUAGAUCCCAACUCUAGAGACGGACAUUUAAACUUAUUUUUGUUUUAGCCUCUGUAAAUAGUUCAGUAAAAAGAUAUACACAAGGUAAAAUAAAUGCUAAUUACACUAGCUAAUAAGCCCAUUCUUUAGGAAGAAAGACUUGUUUGGACUGAGAGGAGAUGAUAGGGCAUAGCUUCUUCUUGGGUCUCUUCUUCUCCUCUGAGCUACUCACCGGUCUCGCAGGAAGGAACACUCCAGUGCCACGUGCCUUAUCUCGCCCUCCACUGGCCUCAUCACUUGGCUUCUUUAUGGAACCAUGGUGAUUCAACGCGUACCUCGUCCUUGGCUUCCGAUCAUAAAUAAAAAACCUGUGGGAAUGGAGCGAUGCAAUCAAGAAAGACUUCAUUGAAGAGGUUUGAAGGUAACGCCGACCACUUGUUCGACGAAAUUACUGGACCAGAUUUCUUGGCUCACAGCUAUGUGAAAGAAUCCACCUGAAUAUGUGGGAGUUUGGAGAAAUUCGCAGUAAAAACCGAGACUCAGUGGCAAGAGUUGUCUCUUGGAGAAAUUGGCAGGAUUCAGCUAGCGAUGUUAAGCGAUUAAUCCACUAUCCAGAAAGUGUUCUUGGUGCACAUGUGAGUCAACGGACGUGAAAGCUAAGGAAAUUUAUGCGCCUACGUUUUUCUCUUGAGGAGAUUCCUGAUGUAGCUGGCAGUGAAAUUUAUGCGCCUACGUUUUUCUCUUGAGGAGAUUCCUGAUGUAGCUGGCAGUCUCAUUUACUGUGAAUUAGGCAGCUUGCAGAACGAGUUGGUCUCCCUAUUACUGGGUCAAAUGAUUUACUAAUUCGACCUGACACUGAGCUCAAUCUUGAUGAAUCUGGCAGCUCCUAAAUUGUGACGUUUACUGGUUAAAAAGACUUGUAGAUUGGACGCAAAACAGAAGUUAGAUGUUUUUGGUUGAAGGGAUUAAAGUCAUUGGAUGUGGUGUUCCACCAGUUCGCUUAGUUAGAUUUCAGCACUUAAUCUCGGAAAUCAUUACAAUAUACAAGAGUUCAAAGAACUGAAGCAGGAGAUCUAAACGCAAUGAUAUAUAACUUUCAGUAAACGUGAACGGGAGAAACAGCCUAAUGACUCUAAGAGCAGCUCUUACUUGUGGGGCCCUGGAGUUGUAAGCAGCAGCAACGUUAUGUGAGCGCAUGGCAUAGAAAAAAAUUCAGGGUAGCUUCAUAGUAUUGCAUGGAAAGAUGAUAAAGGAGCUUAUGUGGUGGCUUCGUCUAAUGACAAGACUUUGAAAAUUGUAUGUAGAAAUAUGGCAUAGUCUUCUUUUUGGGGAGCCCUUUGGAGAAGUCAGAGAUUGUGUUCAACGACAUCGUGAUGGAAACAAGAAUCAAUCCUCUUCAAAUGAAGGCUUGUAACAAUGAAUCAAAAUUUGAGUUACUCAAGAUUCUGUUUUGAGUAUAACUAAUUAAGUCUUUGCUA
Messenger RNA from Eutrema salsugineum, 3921 nucleotides. RefSeq names its product nudix hydrolase 15, mitochondrial. Gene Ontology annotation, molecular function: coenzyme A diphosphatase activity; acetyl-CoA hydrolase activity. NCBI's taxonomy places the organism in Eukaryota, Viridiplantae, Streptophyta, Magnoliopsida, Brassicales, Brassicaceae. The coding region runs from base 168 to 974 and encodes 268 amino acids. The transcript has 16 exons. The record is from RefSeq and is a predicted model, not a curated record. Gene Ontology annotation, biological process: coenzyme A catabolic process.